This is a messenger RNA of Candidula unifasciata, 621 nucleotides long. The record is from the annotation of a GenBank genome assembly. Lineage: Eukaryota; Metazoa; Mollusca; Gastropoda; Stylommatophora; Geomitridae.
AUGGUGAUUAAGUACUUACAUAUGUAUGCUCAUUUAUUCAGUGCUCCUAGAUUUGGUUCUCACAUAUAUAGUGCUCCUAGAUUUGGUUCUCAUAUUUUUAGUGCUCCUAGAUUUGGUUCUCACAUAUUUAGUGCUCCUAGAUUUGGUUCUCGCAUAUAUAGUGCUCCUAAAUUUGGUUCUCACAUAUAUAGUGUUCCUCGAUUUGGUUCUCACAUAUAUAGUGAUCCUCGAUUUGGUUCUCACAUAUAUAGUGAUCCUCAAUUUGGUUCUCACAUAUAUAGUGAUCCUCGAUUUGGUUCUCACAUAUAUAGUGAUCCUCGAUUUGGUUCUCACAUAUAUAGUGAUCCUCGAUUUGGUUCUCACAUAUAUAGUGAUCCUCGAUUUGGUUCUCACAUAUAUAGUGAUCCUCGAUUUGGUUCUCAUAUAUAUAGUGAUCCUCGAUUUGGUUCUCACAUAUAUAGUGAUCCUCGAUUUGGUUCUCACAUAUAUAGUGAUCCUCGAUUUGGUUCUCACAUAUAUAGUGAUCCUCGAUUUGGUUCUCACAUAUUUAGUGAUCCUAGAUUUGGUUCUCAUAUAUUUAGUGCUCCUAGAUUUGGUUCUCAUAUAUUUAGUGCCCCCUAG